Molecule: messenger RNA, 735 nt
Organism: Rhipicephalus sanguineus (brown dog tick)
Lineage: Eukaryota; Metazoa; Arthropoda; Arachnida; Ixodida; Ixodidae
Product: beta-hexosaminidase subunit beta-like
Exons: 8
Coding region: 1-735 (244 amino acids)
Biological process (GO): ganglioside catabolic process; carbohydrate metabolic process; glycosaminoglycan metabolic process
Cellular component (GO): membrane
Molecular function (GO): beta-N-acetylhexosaminidase activity
Source: RefSeq, a predicted model, not a curated record
AUGGCCCCUUCCAGCGUUCAUCCAGACCAGCGACGAGUACUGGCUGCUGCGACCAUCGAACUUCACCAUCACCCACUGGAGCCCGGCACUCGAUGUCCCAUUGUGGAGGCUGCCGCUGUGCGCUACGAGUCCAUCUUUAAUCGCGUCGAGUGCCUGCGCAUUCCUGCCAAGGCCGUGGAAGCGUACCGGCAGAAAAGCGCCGGUUACAUCAGCCGCCUGGUGGUGACGCUGCUCGGCACCUGCGAGAGCUUUCCCGAGCCGCUCAUGGACGAGCACUAUAUCCUACGCAUUACGUCCAGCCCAAAGAAGAACGUGCUGCUGGCCAACUCACCAUGGGGUCUCCUUCGAGGCCUGGAAACCUUCUCUCAGCUUGUAUACGGUCUCUCCAACGGUUAUGCGCAGUUCGCUAUCAACAGCACCUACAUCCGAGACUACCCACGUUUCCCUCACCGAGGCCUUCGCAUCGACACUUCGCAUCAUUUCCUCUCUGUGAGAUCCAUCAAGAAAACGCUGGACGCCAUGACGAUGAACAAGAUGAACGUGCUGCUGUGGAAGAUGGUUGGAAACGACUCGUUCCCGCUGAGAAUGACCAGCCUCCUCGAGCUGAGCUCCAAGGGCGCCUUCCGCGUUGGUUCCCACGAGUACCGAGAUGAAGACAUCGCUCACUUGAUCGAGUAUGCACGAGUCCGUGGUGUGCGCAUUGUGCCCGAGGUGCACAGCAUGGGCGAUACUUAA